Molecule: messenger RNA, 2725 nt
Organism: Silurus meridionalis
Lineage: Eukaryota; Metazoa; Chordata; Actinopteri; Siluriformes; Siluridae
Gene: xpnpep2
Product: X-prolyl aminopeptidase (aminopeptidase P) 2, membrane-bound
Exons: 21
Coding region: 129-2144 (671 amino acids)
Molecular function (GO): metalloaminopeptidase activity
Source: RefSeq, a predicted model, not a curated record
CGGAGUGAAGAUAAUAUGUGUGGUGUCAAUAGUAUAUAAAUAUAUACACACUCACACCCUCACACAGAGAGACACUCCUGCCCUGCUGUCACUCUGUGUGUGGUUUUGCUUGGAGCAGAUGGUCAAAAAUGACAUUCUCUGGAUGGAUUCUGGCUUUAUGUCUGGUGGCGUUAAAAGAGCAAAGCCAUGCAACAAAAGCAGAGGGGAGAGCAGGCAGUGAAAGAAACUGCUCCACAGUGCCUCCGUAUUUACCUCCAACAGCUAUUAACACAACUAGACAGCUAUAUGAUCUUAGAGAGGCCAUGAAAACACAAAACAUCUCUGCCUAUAUUAUACCUGGAACAGAUGCCCACCUGAGUGAGUACAUUGCCCAGCGAGAUGCCAGAUUGGCCUGGAUGUCUGGUUUCACUGGUUCUUCAGGCACAGCAGUUGUGACCCGAAACAAAGCAGUGUUAUGGACUGACAGUCGCUAUUGGGUUCAGGCCGAGCGCCAGAUGGACUGUAACUGGGAACUGGAACGAGACAAUUCCAUCUCCAGGAUCAGCAGAUGGCUUAUCGAAAAUCUCAAUGAUAAAGAUUUUGUGGGCUUUGAUCCAUUUCUGUUCUCUGUAUACACAUUUGAUGCCUACAACAGUAACCUGGCUCCAGCUGCACUUGUGCUUACAUCUAUUCCUGAUAACCUGGUGGACAAAAUAUGGGAUACACGAUCACCUCUUCCUCCUGAUAACCUCACACGCCUGCCUGAUGACUUCACUGAGAGAACCUGGCAGAUGAAGGUGGAUCAGAUACGGGCUCAUAUAAUGAAAAAUCCUUACAAGCCGACAGCUGUCCUGCUCUCAGCUCUGGAUGAAACAGCAUGGCUCUUAAAUAUGCGCGGUAAUGACAUUCCCUUCAAUCCAUUCUUCUACUCCUACACACUGCUGACUUUGGAUGAGAUAUGGCUCUUUGUCCAUACUAAAAGGCUGACAGAAGAAAUUAAGGUCUACCUAAACUCAUCUUGCACCUUGUCUCACUGCGUGCAGCUGUUUGAAUAUGAGACUGUCCAAAAGCAUCUUAAGAAGUAUCUCACUAAGCCCAAUGUAAGAGUGUGGGUGGGCACAGAGUACACUAACCAGGCACUGUAUGGGCUCAUCACUCCAGAGGAGAAGCUCCUACAAAGUGAUUACUCUCCAGUGCUGACCACAAAAGCAGUGAAAGAUGAGACAGAGCAAAGAAUCCUCAGAGAAGCGCAUAUAAGAGAUGCUGUAGCAGUCAUGCAGCUCCUUCAGCAACUUGAGAGAACUGUCCCUGAGGGCAAGGAGACAGAGCUUACUGCAGCACAUCUCAUCAAUGAGUACCGCAGUAAGCAGAAAUUCAGCAAAGGGCCAAGCUUUGAGACCAUUUCUGCAAGUGGGCCGAAUGCAGCUCUCGCCCAUUAUAGUCCAUCAAAUGAAACGGCAAGAAAGUUAACCACAGAUGAGAUGUACCUCAUUGACUCUGGAGGACAGUACCUUGAUGGUACAACUGACAUUACCCGCACCGUGCACUGGGGUUCACCCACUGCUUUUCAGAAGGAGGCUUUCACAAGAGUGCUUAUGGGAAACAUUGAAAUAUCAAGGACAAUUUUUCCAGCAGGAACUAAAGGUGUCAAUAUGGAGAUGCUAGGGCGCAGAGCAUUGUGGGAAGUUGGUCUGAAUUAUGGUCAUGGUACAGGCCAUGGUGUGGGAAACUACUUUGGAGUUCACGAAUGGCCUGUUGGUUUUCAGUCCAAUAAUAUUCCCUUCCAGCAAGGCAUGUUCACAUCUAUUGAACCUGGCUAUUACAAAGUAGAUGAAUUUGGAAUAAGGAUCGAGGAUGUUGCUGUCAUUGUUCCAGCGAAAACAAAGUAUGGCAAUAAUUAUCUGACAUUCGACACAGUGUCACUGGUCCCCUACGACAGAAAAUUGAUUGAUACUCAUAUUCUCAGCACUGAACAGCUCCAAUGGCUAGAUACAUACUACCUAAGCAUCCGGAAUACGAUGGGUCCAGAGCUGAAGGAGCAGUGCCUGACAGAGGUCUAUAAUUGGAUGAUGGACAAUACAAAGCCAUUCCUGAACACAGUGUCUUCAGCUUCCAUCCCCAUGAUCUCGCUACUGCUGCUAUUUCUGCCUAUAACUCUACUGUAGAGUCACCUUCAAAUAUCGCAUGGCUUUAUUUUGCAAUCUCUGAAGAAUGUCACAAGAAUUUACUGUAGAAUCUGUAAAAAUAAAGAAUUACUCACACUAUAUACCACCAGUCUGUCCUAACAUUUCUACCAGUGUGUCCAUUAGUCACAGUGCUCCAUCUUGCUCACUCCCAGUUCUUUAUCAAUUUUUGUAUAAAUUUUUUGUAGUUAGCAUCAGUAAAUGAUCACUAAGGAUAAAUGAAAAAAACAUUUUACAUAUGCUUUUAAAUGCACAUUCAUCUAUAUUCACUGUUCAGUGCCAGGAGGCAUGCAAAACUGAUGAGUCAUAGUCGAAAAAGUUAAUUCAGUAUCUCCUGUGUAUUUUUAGCACUUAACCUACCAACCUAAAAUGAACAGAAAUGUUUGUGCAUGUUGGAUAUUUUCCAGUGCAGCAGAGCUUUUUGGUGUUGGUGUUCAAAUCUAAAAUGAAUUGGGAUUCUGAUUAUGUGUGUAAUGAAGCUGUUUGCAAUUCAUAUGUACAGAGGUGUACACCUACUAAUCACUUAGGAUUUGAUUUUUAUUAAAAAAUGCAUUUUUAAAAUC